CUGCCUGUUGUGACUGAAAGCGGCGGGCGGCGGUGCUGCAGCCUGAUAGACGGCUUGGAGCAGUAAAAAGCGGGUGGGUAGUUGCUGGAUCCGCUUGUCAGUUGAGGAAAAAGGGAGCGCAAAAGCAGGGCAGUUGGAAUCAUGGCUUCAGCUAAAACGAGCACAGGCUCAACGCUACUGCAGCCACUUAGCGACAUCACCAAUAUCCCGAUUGACCAGGUGAACUUUGUAGUCUGCCAGCUGUUUGCCUUGUUCACAGCCAUUUGGUUCCGGCUUUAUCUUCAUCCUAGUAAAACCAGCACUUUUGUCAGACACGUCGUGGCCACUCUUCUGGGAUUUUAUCUUGCACUAUUUUGCUUUGGGUGGUACGCCUUACAUUUUGUUAUUCAAAGUGGGAUUACAUAUAGCAUCAUUCUUUUCGCAGGAGAAGAGAACAUGCACAAGUACUGUUUUAUAGUUGCUCUGGGAUACCUCAGUCUUUGCCAGAUCUCCCGUGUCUAUAUUUUUGAUUAUGGACUCUAUUCAGCUGAUUUCUCUGGCCCAAUGAUGAUAAUAACACAGAAGAUAACCAGUCUGGCAUUUGAGAUUCACGAUGGAAUCUCAAAGAAAGAAGAACAACUGACACCGAGUCAAAGAAGUUUAGCUGUCAGGAGAGUGCCAAGUUUACUGGAGUAUUUCAGUUACAACUGUAACUUCAUGGGCAUUCUGGCUGGUCCUACAUGCUCUUACAAAGACUAUAUUGCCUUUAUUGAAGGUUCAUCUUUCCAUCUGAAACAUGCAGAAACAAAUGGAAAUGAAAAUGGGAAAUAUAAACAGGCUGAACCGUCACCAAAAGCAGAUGUGAUACACAAGUUGUCAGUCUGUGCAGUUUCUCUACUGGUUUACCUCACUGUCUCGAAAUAUUUUUCAGUGGAACACACUAUUGAUGACCACUUCAUUUCAUCAACGCCAUGUUAUAUCCAAGUUAUCUAUUUGUAUAUCGCUAUGCUGGCCACUAGACCCAAAUACUAUUUUGCAUGGACUCUUGCUGAUGCAAUCAACAAUGCAGCAGGUUUUGGCUUUAAUGGGUGCAAGAAGGAUGGCACGCCACGCUGGGAUUUAGUAUCAAACUUAAGAAUAGCUGAUAUAGAGUUGGCUACAAGUUUUAAACUAUUUCUGGAUAACUGGAAUAUACAGACAUCACUAUGGCUGAAAAGAGUGUGUUAUGAGAGAUGUCCAUACAACCCCACAGCUGCAACAUUCUUGCUUUCAGCGAUUUGGCAUGGUGUUUAUCCAGGAUAUUACCUAACUUUUUUAACAGGCAUAUUUAUGACAAUGGCAGCACGUACAAUAAGGAACAAUGUGAGACACUACUUUCUUGGCUCUACCACACACAAAUUAAUUUAUGAUAUAUUAACGUGGGCAGCAACUCAAAUAGCCAUUUGUUACACAGUAGUGCCAUUUGUAUUGUUGUCUGUGGCACCAUCUCUGAAGUUUUACAGGUCCUGGUACUUCUGUCUACACAUUGCAUGCUUGCUGGUUAUAGUUGUGUUGCCUGUUAAACCAAAGCAAGUGUCAAGGAAAGAUCUUGGGAACAGUCAACAAGCGGUGCAUCUGCAGGAACAGCAGGCAGUGAGCAAUAGCCAUGCCUCCACAAACAACAACUGCAAUCAGAAAAGGAGAGAGACAUGAAGAUACGCCUUGUGAAGAUGUAGUGCAGAGAUUCCUUUUCUGUUUUAAUAAAUCAAGGAAAAACCUAAAACUUCCGGUAGUGCUAUGGAGAGGGACCACAUUUGACAGAAGAAAAUAAUGAAUCUAGGUGGAACUGAUACAGAAUUUUAAUGAAAGAAAUGUAAAAUAAUAUAAAAAUGCAUCAAUUUAAUGAGGAUAAAAUUAUUGUGGUCAAAUUACAGUACAAGAUCUAGUCUGCUGAAAGUAUGCAAAAUAUUUUUAACGUUGCCUUAAACCCUCUAUCUACUAAAAUGGUAACAGAUAACCAUCUCAGCACUAAAGGAUGAUAGAAGUACACUGUAGUGUCUUUGUGAAAGAAAAAAGGCCCUGGUGGUACGUAGAGGGUUUUUGUCCAAACAUAAAUAUGGUUAAACCUCUCCAGUAGGAAAAUGUAUAUAUGUGGAUAUAAAUUUGUCAUAUAUAUA
This is a messenger RNA of Polypterus senegalus (gray bichir), 2135 nucleotides long. RefSeq names its product lysophospholipid acyltransferase 2-like. The record is from RefSeq and is a predicted model, not a curated record. Gene Ontology annotation, biological process: lipid modification. NCBI's taxonomy places the organism in Eukaryota, Metazoa, Chordata, Cladistia, Polypteriformes, Polypteridae. Bases 142 to 1671 code for a protein of 509 amino acids. Gene Ontology annotation, molecular function: acyltransferase activity. Gene Ontology annotation, cellular component: membrane. The transcript is spliced from 13 exons.